Molecule: messenger RNA, 1500 nt
Organism: Hypanus sabinus (Atlantic stingray)
Lineage: Eukaryota; Metazoa; Chordata; Chondrichthyes; Myliobatiformes; Dasyatidae
Product: zinc finger protein 239-like
Exons: 3
Coding region: 700-1299 (199 amino acids)
Biological process (GO): regulation of transcription by RNA polymerase II
Cellular component (GO): nucleus
Molecular function (GO): DNA-binding transcription activator activity, RNA polymerase II-specific; RNA polymerase II cis-regulatory region sequence-specific DNA binding
Source: RefSeq, a predicted model, not a curated record
GCAUCCUGGGUGGGGCCGGGCCGGGCCGACGCCGAGCUGGAGGUGGUGGAGGACGGUCCCGGGCACCGGCGGCCGGUGCGGGGCGAGGGGGUAGGUUUUAACGCCCUUACUGUUAACGUCAGCUUUAAAUAAACCCGAAGACUCUGCCUCCGUAACCUUCUGUGGCAUGAAUUCCACAGAUUCCACAGAAACGUUUUCUCCAUGUCCACUCUAUCUGGACCUGUCUAUAUUUGAUAGGGUUUUAAAGAGGGAGAAUAUGCUAGGAGGAAUUUCAAACCGAUCUGCAAGUCAGGAUCUUGGAGGCUCUUUCGACUGGACGUUAUGGGAGGAGGAACACUCGUUCUGCCCCGGGCACGAUUUGCAGACCGAGGUGUGACGAGGGCCGUCAGUGAUGCACCCCUGAGUGAGGGGCUACCAGAGCUCUCGCUGUAGGACGAGCUGUAGCCGGUCACGCACGGCCCGGGGAGAGCUGCGGUCACAGCGGGCGAGACACCGAGCACACGCUCCAAAUGGACGGAUUCCGGUUGGAAGCCCUGUAAUUAUCCUCCGGCAGUCCGAAAGUCCCUGACACAAGUGCUGUUCUGAGUUUGAUGGCCGGAAGCAAAGCAGUCGCUGUGAACAUUUGCAUUUGUGCUGCGUGAGUGUGAAGGAGUUUAUUAAUUUCUCUUCCUGUUGAAAGCAAACACUGCCUUCACACUAAUGAAACAGUUUCAGUGUUCCGACUGUGGGAAAAACUUUAAACGCUCUAAUGCCCUGAUAACGCACCAGUACAUUCACACCGGAGAGCGGCCGUUCGUCUGCUCAGUGUGCGGGAAAGGAUUCACCCACUCGUCCCACCUGGUGAACCACAAACGGGUCCACACCGGGGAGCGGCCGUUCAUCUGCUCCAUGUGCGGGAGGGGGUUCACUCAGUCGUCCAACCUGCUGACCCACCAGCGGGUCCACACCGGGGAGAGGCCGUACACCUGCCUGGAGUGCGGGAAAGGGUUCACUUACACGUCUCAGCUACUGAACCACCAGAGAGUGCACACCGUGGAGAGGCCGUUCACCUGCUCCGUGUGCGGGAAAGGGUUCAAUCAGUCGUCCUCCCUGCUGAGACACCAGAGGGUGCACACCGGCGAGCGGCCGUUCACCUGCUCCGUGUGCGGGAAGGGCUUCGCCCACCCGGGCAAUCUACUGACCCACCAACGGGUCCACACUGGCGAGAGGCCGUUCACCUGCUCUGUGUGCGAGAAGGGAUUCACUCAGUCCUCCCACUUGCUGAGACACCAACGGCUUCACACUGGGGAGAGGUUCUGACCCUUAAACGUGAGGAAAAUGUAAACAUUGCAGAGGCUGGGAAUUAGAAUCUGCAAUCGUUGCUGCUAACGUGUCCAGGAUUGACUUGAUGUGCAGUUGAUCUCUUUAACGUUAAGAGUCAGAUUAACCAGCCUGUAGUUUAAUCUCCUUGAGUCCAAGUCAAAUAAAUUGGUUCUGUUUGAAGCAAACAAUCUUGCCCCA